CGCAUUGGUUGAGCAUAAAGGAGCAGCAAUGGAUGCCGAUUACAUUCUGUGGCUGUACAACAGCACUGAGAUUUAUGACAAUUACAGCAUCACUGGUGAGUUUGUGACCCUGUGUCCCAAGAGGAACGUCAACCUCUUCAGCGCCCACUUCCUGCCGGCCUUCUACUACUCAAUUUUUUUGCUAAGCCUUCUCGGGAAUGGGCUGGUCCUGUACAUCAUUUACAAGUAUGAGAAACUCAACAGCAUGACCAACAUUUUCCUGCUGAACCUGGUCAUCUCCGAUCUGGUGUUCGCCUUCAGCCUUCCUUUCUGGGCCACGUACCAUUCGUCCGAGUGGAUCUUUGGCGGAGCCAUGUGCAAACUGGUGAGCAGUGUGUACUACAUAGGCUUCUACAGCUCCAUUCUGUUUCUCACCCUCAUGACCCUGGACAGGUACCUGGCAGUGGUCCACGCCGUCACCGCCCUGAAGAGACGGAGAAACACGUACGCCUUCAUCUCUUCUGCGGCCGUAUGGUGCAUUAGCAUCCUGGCCAGCGUGAAGAAGAUCAUCCUGUUUGACGUGCGAGAAGAUGGCGACUCAGGGACGUUAUGUGAGGAGACAAACUUUUCCAAGGAGGUCAUGACCAGAUGGCAGCUCAUAGGCGAUUAUCAACAGUUCAUCUUUUUCUUCUUGCUUCCCCUUGCCAUUGUCCUGUACUGCUACACCAGAAUAGCAGUGAAGAUUGUGCACAGUAGGAUGAAGGAAAAGUGCAGGGCAGUAAAGAUCAUAUUUGUGAUUAUUGUUGCAUUUUUCAUUUGCUGGACACCUUACAAUAUUGUUGUACUGCUCAGAGCUCUCCAGGCCUUGGACAAAGAUAAUUCAGGCUCGUGCGCAGACGGCUUAGACUACGCACUGUACAUCACGCGGAACAUUGCUUUCCUGUACUGUUGCAUUAGCCCAGUGUUCUACACAUUUGUUGGCAAAAAGUUUCGAAACCAUUUCAAAAAACUCUUGGCGAAACGCACCCCCUGUUUGGGGAGUCAGCUUUCAACAAAUCAGAGCAGCAGGACAACUUCUCAGAGGGUCCUACACACCAUAGACAUGACAUAACUCUGUGGCUCAGGGAUAAAAUGCAGUCAAUAUGUUCAUGCCUGAAGAGUAUGUCCUGACUGCAUAGUUAAAAAUUCUUGAAAGUGCAGUUGGUUAAAUAGAGAAUGUUAUAGUAAUGCUCAAAUUAAAAAAAAAAACAUGCUAAGCAUAUCUACUUUCUUUUUGGUAAACUGUGGAAACAUAGAAAACUUUCACUGCACUGCAUGCUUUAAAACUGGAUGCUUAAGAGCAAAAUUCUGGAAUCAUGUUGAAAUGCACAAACAUACAUGAAAGCAUGGGUUUAAAUUACUGUAACGUACCAGUUUAAUCGUGAACCCAUUUUGCUUAGCAAAUUUUAAAAUCUUUUUUUAGCACAUAUAUCUUAUAAAUAAGAAUUUGGGGAAUGUCUGCUUCCAUCUAUUUUAUGUUUCAGAGUGUAAUGUUGUGACUAAACUUCCAGUCAGGUACCACCCUUUAUUUCACAGUGGGGAGAUGACUGAAUCGAGUGAUUCCUUACACAUCUGGGUUUCCUGUUCAAACACUCAGUCUGACCUGUUGUAGAAUAGAAUAGAAUAUAAUAGAAUAGAAUAACUUUUUCUUUUUCAGUGGGGGACUUCAGGAUAUGUAGUUUAGUAUUUGCUGCCUAUUCUUUGUACUGUACCAUUCAUUGUUAUGUACUUUCUUAGUAAAGGGUAAUUAUUCAUUUUGGAUCAGAGAACACAUGACCAGUUUUCCCCAUUGGUUUUAAGCUUUCUUUCUGUUUAUUCUUUGUCAUCUGCAUUAUGACAAGACAAUGGUAAAAUAUACCAAUCACAAAUAAAUUUUUUUUGACCGAUUAAUUGAUUAUUCAUACAGAAGCCUUUAUAUUUCAUACGUGUGUCAGUAUGCGACAGAACAACAAAACGUGUUGAAAUUUUACUGACUGUUGUAUAAUAUUGUAAUAAGAAAUGGUAAUUUGUCUAAAUGAAUCCCAGAACUAGAACUAUGACUGUUUAAUAUGAGUACAUGUUGCUUUAUAUGAUUAUAUCAAGGCUGUGUAGAAUAUUAUCUUGAUUUAUUGCUGGGCAUUAUUAUGACAACUGUUGCUAUAUCUUGAAAAGUGAUACUGUCUCCAUGGUGCAUUACAAAAAUGAAAAUGAAAACAUUUCUGUUUAAGGACUUCUGGAAGUGAAAUGCAUCACUCCUCACCUUGUAGACAUGUACCUGUUUUCAUUUCAGAUACCUGCAGAACUGUUAUAUCUGAUACUUAUCUUCAAGAAGGCAGAUGGAGAUUAUUCCUGUUAAGUGUCUCCACUUGCAUAAGUGGAGCAGUAGUUGUGGAAUGAAUUGCUUUCUGACAAGAACCUUUGAGUAUUGUUGUUCUCCCCUAGAGAUCUUUUUUGGCCUCUAUUUCUUUCUACCACUCGUGCCUCGUAUAAAGCUCAUCUGUUUAAUUUGUUUUGUUGUUCAUGUCUUAAGAUGGCCAUCUGAUUGUUUACUCCCUCAUACUGUGUAUUAUGAAUAAAUCUU
Messenger RNA from Anguilla anguilla (European eel), 2578 nucleotides. Its product is annotated as C-C chemokine receptor type 4-like. The record is from RefSeq and is a predicted model, not a curated record. The transcript is spliced from 2 exons. Gene Ontology annotation, cellular component: membrane. Gene Ontology annotation, molecular function: chemokine receptor activity. Gene Ontology annotation, biological process: immune response; G protein-coupled receptor signaling pathway; chemotaxis. The coding region runs from base 29 to 1090 and encodes 353 amino acids. NCBI's taxonomy places the organism in Eukaryota, Metazoa, Chordata, Actinopteri, Anguilliformes, Anguillidae.